Molecule: messenger RNA, 2311 nt
Organism: Nymphaea colorata (pocket water lily)
Lineage: Eukaryota; Viridiplantae; Streptophyta; Magnoliopsida; Nymphaeales; Nymphaeaceae
Exons: 13
Coding region: 69-1829 (586 amino acids)
Biological process (GO): RNA 3'-end processing
Cellular component (GO): nucleolus; TRAMP complex
Molecular function (GO): poly(A) RNA polymerase activity; mRNA binding
Source: RefSeq, a predicted model, not a curated record
AGAGACUCGCCUCCAUCCGUCCCUCCCGCCCCUUUUCUCUCUCUCUCUAAACCAGGAGGAGGAGGAGGAUGGACGAGACGGGUUUUGUGUAUGAAACUCUAGGGGCGCUCGUACCCUCUUCUCCCCUCUCAGGAAGCGAUGGCACCGCCACCGCGGCUGCCACGUUCGACUGCGGCGAGCCCGACGGCUUCUCUUUCUCGUAUAACGUCCUGAGGAACGAGAUAGGAGGAGGAGAGGAUAGCGACAGAAUCCCCACUACCUUGGCCACGGAGGACGACGCCGUUGACUACUUUCCUCUGCAACUGGACCCCCUCGAGACGCCUCCUCGGUUAAUUGUCCCCGUAGAGGAGGUAGAAGAUGGAGAAGAAGACGAGAAAAGAAGAGGAGGAGAGGAGGAGAAAGCGGAGAGGUCAGGGUUAGGGCUGGACUUCAGUUUCGAGAGUGGCGCUUAUCGGCGAAUCAAGAGCCCCAUGCUUCAGCUUCAUAAAGAGAUAGUUGAUUUCUGUGACUUUGUUGCUCCAACACAAGAAGAGCAAGCAUCUCGGGCAGCUGCAGUCAACCGUAUUUUUGAAGUUAUCAAAUAUAUAUGGCCACAUUGUGAGAUGGAAGUGUUCGGUUCAUUCAAAACUGGCCUUUAUUUACCUACCAGUGAUAUUGACGUUGUGAUUUUGAAUUCGAAUAUUCAAAAUCCACAAAUUGGAUUACGAGCACUUUCUAGAGCACUGUCACAAAAGAAUUUGGCAAAAAACAUACAGGUCAUUGGGAAAGCGCGUGUCCCCAUCAUCAAGUUUGUGGAGAAACAAAGUGCUGUUGCUUUUGAUAUAAGCUUUGAUACGCUUGGUGGUCCAGAAGCUGCAAAAUUUAUCAAGGAUGCAGUUGCAAAAUUGUGCCCAUUGCGGCCUUUAUCCAUGAUUCUAAAGUUGUUCUUACAACAGAGGGGACUUAAUGAGGUGUAUUCAGGGGGACUUGGUUCUUAUGCACUUCUCGUCAUGCUUAUAGCAUAUAUUCAGAUGCAAUGGAAGGGGCAGGGUUUCCAUGGUGGCCAGAGAAUUGUGGAACAUAACCUGGGAAUUCUUCUGGUCAAGUUUUUUGAAUUUUAUGGACGUAAGCUAAACACAAGUGAUGUUGGGAUUUCUUGCAACGCGGGAGGAGCCUUUUUCCUGAAAAGUAGCAAAGGUUUUAUGAAGUUUGAACGGCCGCAUCUUAUCUCCAUUGAGGAUCCACAGGAACCUACAAAUGAUAUCGGGAAGAAUUCCUACAACUUUUCCCAGGUCAGAUCAGCAUUUGCAGCGGCCUAUUCUACACUUACUGAUGCAAGGACCUUGGCAGCCUUGGGACCUAAAAGAAGUAUCUUGGGACUGAUCAUAAGGCCGGAUCCAACACUGUUAGAACGAAAGGCUGGGGUGAAUGGUGAACUCACAUUUGAUGCCUUGUUUCCUGGAGCAGGUGAUCCAGUGGAAAGGGAAAGAAAUGGACGUAAAAUGCUGUUUAAUUGGCAAUCAGACGGAAGUGAUGAUGCACUUCCUAGAAACAGAAAAGGAGACAAGUUGGAGCAAUCCCUACAGAAAUCCAUCAAAAAGAAGAAACUGCGGAAAAGAAAGGGAGAGGAUGGUGUUGUUGCAUCUUCCAAAUCCAAGCACAGACGAAGGAAGGGAGAGGAUUUUGCAAAGGAGAGUCCAAAAAAGAUAACGCAUUCUAAGGCAGAAAGAGAAGGGGGCAGUGUGAAGAAGAAGAGGAAAACGAAGCAGCUGGAGGGUUAUGAAAGUGGACCCAAGGAUCGGUCAAGGGACAGAUACAGAGGUGGAGCUCGGUCAUGGGCUCCUUACUAGAUUAUCUUUUACGGGUCUCACCUGGCUGCUAACAUUAUGUAAUUUCAGUAAGGGGUGGAAAUAUUGUGUCAAAGUAUUUGUUGGUUACUGUUAAAUCGCUCUGGAAAAAUCACUCUGGAAUGUCCUUGAGUGUGAUUGGUCCCAGACAGUCUUUGUCCUUUUUUCUUGGCAACGGCUUGUAGCAUAGUGGUGGAGCUUGGUCAUGGGCUCCUUACUAGAUUUUCUUUUGGGGGUCUCACCUGGAGACUAUAGGACUGCGUAGUUCCAGUAAGGGGUGGAAACUUUUCGUCUCAGAAUUGGUUGGUUACUGUUAAACCACUCUCGAAUAUUCGUGAGUGUGAUUGGUCCCAGCCAGUCUGUCCUUCUUGACAACGGCUUGUACUUGUAGCAUAAAUUAUUGAGCUCUUUACUGUAGCGGUUUACAAUUUCUUUAACUUGUAAACGAAAUUAAGUUAUGUGAAUUCAAUUCUAUUUUGAAUCAA